Molecule: messenger RNA, 543 nt
Organism: Aspergillus affinis
Lineage: Eukaryota; Fungi; Ascomycota; Eurotiomycetes; Eurotiales; Aspergillaceae
Product: 2,4'-dihydroxyacetophenone dioxygenase family protein
Exons: 1
Coding region: 1-543 (180 amino acids)
Source: RefSeq, a predicted model, not a curated record
AUGUCACCUGCUCCGACCGAAGACCGACCUGAGGCAGAAGCUGUUCCUUACAAAGGGGAGCCUCUGCCAAACGUUCCGGAAGACCUUGUUGUUCCCAAUGUCUUGAACUUGGACUUCGAUGAGCGACUAUGGGUUCCUCAGGCUCCAGACGUCUGGUUCCGGCCCAUUCUUUUCAACGUCACACAAGGUUACUUCGUCAACCUACUUCGGGUACGUCGGUCGGGCAUUCUGUCUCGCCAUCGUCAUUCUGGCCCUGUCCACGCAACUGUUCUCCGAGGCAAAUGGCACUACCUUGAGCAUCCGUGGUGGGCAACUGAGGGAAGCCAUGCUUUCGAGCCCCCAGGCGAUAUACACACUCUCGAGGUUCCAGAUGGAGUCGAAGAAAUGAUUACUUUGUUCCACGUUACCGGUGCAUACAUCUACGUGGAUGAAAUGGGUAAACCGCUCGGUGUGGAGGACGUUUUCUCGAAAUUGGCUAGCGCAAAGGCUCAUUAUGCUGAAGUUGGGCUUGACCCGAAAUAUGUUGAUCAGUUGAUUCGUUAG